GUCAUUGAUAGUAAAAAAUAUGGGAAAGCACGAUGAUUUUUGAGAAUUAAUGUUGUACCUUUUUAGUUACAGAUGGAUACCCAAGAAAAUUACAAGCAACAUACUGUUAAAAAAAAGGUGAAAAGGUUCCGAAGCACAUUUACAACGGAACAAGUAAACUACUUAGAAAAGCAAUACAAAAAAUGUCCUUAUAUCACAAAUCAUCAGCGGAAAGAAAUAGCUACAGAGUUAAAUAUUAGUGAAAGAGCAAUCAAAGUAUGGUAUCAAAAUCGGCGAAUGAAAGAAAAAAGAGAAGGUGGUGGUCAAAACUUUGAAAAUGAACAAAUUAAACAUGCGGAUUAUACCAAAUAUAAUAAAUGGCAAUUAAACAAUAUGAUGAAGUCUCCAAAUUAUGAACCACGAAUAUUGACAAAUGGGAAAACGUCAGAUAAAAAUGUAACAACAAAUCAUUCGACAAGUACAGUUGCUGAACAAAUGAAUAAAUCUAUUGAAUCUGCAUACGUGACGACUCCAGUUCCUGAAAAUAUAGUGGCUACAACUAAAGCAGAUAACUUAGUUACUGACGUAUUGUUAAAAGAACCAAAAACUAAACAAAUAAACCAAAUGGAUGUAAGUAAUAAAAAACAUACUAAAAAAAAUUCUACAACAGUCAACAACGAACAACCAAAUCAGAAGGAACUAGAGGAACCAAAGAAAAAUUUACCCAUCAAUACCACACAACAAAUAAAGCCGGAAGAUUUAACAUUAAACCAGAAAACGAAUGAACCUGUAGCAGUUCCUGAGGCCGCUUCGAAUGAUCCUGGAAUAACAACAGUACCAACAGUUCUACCGUUUAAUCCGCAGUCCUAUGCCCCUAUGUUUUGGAAUCAAACGGGUGUGCCUAUUAUGCCAAUUGAUCCUUCAAUAUCUGCGUCAAGUUCUUCGUUAGUCAACGAUGCAUCAUCAUCUCAAGAUAAUGUUGUGAUAAAGAGGUGUUGGCACUGUGAUCCUAAUAUUAGACAGUUAAUGAUGCAAAUGCCCUAUACAUUUCCACAACAAGAUCCAAAUUUUCAAUAUAUUAUUACUGCUGUACCGAUACAGACUCCUAGUCCAAAGUCUUCAUGAAUAGGCCAGCCA
Messenger RNA from Spodoptera frugiperda (fall armyworm), 1116 nucleotides. Its product is annotated as homeobox protein HOX3-like. The transcript has a single exon. Bases 73 to 1104 code for a protein of 343 amino acids. The record is from RefSeq and is a predicted model, not a curated record. Gene Ontology annotation, molecular function: DNA-binding transcription factor activity, RNA polymerase II-specific; DNA binding. Lineage: Eukaryota; Metazoa; Arthropoda; Insecta; Lepidoptera; Noctuidae. Gene Ontology annotation, biological process: regulation of DNA-templated transcription; brain development; neuron differentiation.